Molecule: messenger RNA, 2464 nt
Organism: Paramuricea clavata
Lineage: Eukaryota; Metazoa; Cnidaria; Anthozoa; Malacalcyonacea; Plexauridae
Source: the annotation of a GenBank genome assembly
AUGGUUGCGACGAAGAGAUGCGCUUGGGGAACAUGUAAAAACGAUUCUCGCUACCCACAUUUGAUGGUUAAGAAUAAGAAUGGCCAUCCUGUAUAUUUCUAUCGGUUUCCAGCACCAAAAAGAUCACCAAAGAAGCGGUCGCGUUGGAUAACAGCCUGUCAUCGAGGCGAUAACUUUAUUUGUUCUAAAGACAGCUAUAUUUGCAGUUUGCAUUUUGUUGGCCAGAAUGGACCAACAGCAGAAAACCCCUAUCCCAUUUCAGCAACAGCAAGUGAACAACAGGUAAUCUUUGCUGUUAUCUUAAAAGUUUUCCAAAUCUCACUGAUGUAGUUUUAAAAAUAUGCUUAUUUUUGUUUAUACGAUAUGUACAUAGGUAAAGCGUCUUGAAAGAAAACGCAAACCAAGUGCAAGAAAGAAUUUAGAACCCACAAAGAAGCGAAGGAACAUGUUUGAAAAAGAUGUAGCACAUUCUAUGUUGAAUUUGUCCAAUCCCAUCCGACUACAAACGUCACAUAGUACAACAUCAGAGCAUCCCAAGCCUGUGGAGGAUUCAGUCGAUGCAUUAUCUAUUGCAGAAGUUCUUGCGACACUUGCCGAUAAAGUCAACUCAAACCAUAACCCUAGAAAGCCAAAAAUUGACAGCUCUGAACAAACUUUAAAUACAGAUGUUGAUGGUUAUUUCCCUGAAACUUCACCCACCAAAGAUAAGAUUGUCAACAGUGACGACUGUGAAUCGUCCACAAAAGAAAAUGCAACACAGGUAACUAUCUAAAUUGCAUAAUUAAUAGAGUAUAUUUCUCUUCAUAUUGCAUAAUGUAGUUUUCUAUAGGGCUAAGAUUGGUAAAGUGUGAAUAUUUAAGUACCUUGUUGGCAAAUUAUGAAAGGUAUAGUCAAACAGACAAAAUUCUAUUCUAUUUUAGACAAAAUUGUGUCUGAAAAGUGGAGGGGGUGGCCAGAAUUUACACUACCCCACUUUUUACCAGUAACCAAAAAUCAAUCACUAUCGAUCUUUUCCCAUAGCCAUCAAAAUCUUAGAAUUAAGUACUAAUUGUAUCUGUUAAUAGACAUUAUAGGAAUACAGCCUGUUUUAUAUUUGUGUUUUAUUACUAGACUUCAAUCUCUGCAAACGAUAUUGUAUCAUACACCACCCAAAUGCUACAAAACCCAAAAAUGCUUCACAGAAUUCUGUUUAUGUGACUAGUGGAAAAUAGGGAUAAAACUUGUCAUUAUACAGGUAAAAUAUAUUAUUAUAUGCUUACAGUUUAAAUUUAUUUAUUAUAAAGGAAGGCCCUGUUAAAAUUAGAACUAUAAUUAAUUAAUUAAUACAUUCACAUUGCAGGAUUGUCCAAAGAUUGUCUGGAUUUUAUAUUUGGUACAUUGAAAAGAAAAGCCAAGAGUUUGAUUAUGUGGAAAGGGUUCAAAAGAACAAGAAAGAAUUCGGGGAAAUUGACCAAGAAAUACAUCAAAGUAAGUAUAAUUAAAGAACAUAUUUUAAAGUUUUGUAAUGAACCAAGAAAGCCAAGUUACCAUUAGCCUGUGAGCAGACUCAACCCAAAUUUAUUAAAUGCCAAUUUGAGUUGACAUUUACAAAAUUCAAGUUGAUCUGCACCCUGGCUAGGGUGACACACAAAACCAAAGUUGGUGGUAGGCUUAGUAUGGUUUAUAAUUCAUAUAAUAUAAGUCAUGCAUGUAUUCAUAUAAGCAUAUUUUCUUUAGGCAAAACAAUUACAUACCAUUUUAAGUAUAAAAGAACAACUGGUAUUUACACUUGUCCGUUUGCGCCAUUGCCCAACUAUGGCUGUGCUAUGUGACUGGUUUGUCAUAUCUUGUGCUAGUGGAAGCAAGAUUUUUAUCACAUGGAUACUGUUCCUUGAAAAGGAAUUAAAAUUUGCAACUUUAUCCGAGAUGGAAGGAAUUUCCCGCCCAAAAUGUUAUGAAGAAAUGAAAAACCUUCGGGCAAUAAUUGACUGUACAGAACUCUACAUUGACAAACCUUCAAGGCCGUCAAGCCAGCGAAAUACCUACAGCCAAUACAAGUCAAGAAACACAUUCAAAGUGUUGGUGUCACAAUCCCUGUUAUGUCAUUUUAACUUUGUUUCUAAUGCUUAUUCUGGCAAUAAGUGAUAAAGAAAUAGUUCAGAAAUCUGGAUUUCUUGAUUAUUUGGAAGAAGGUGAUAUCGUAAUGGCUGAUAAGGGUUUCAACAUUCAAGACCUUUUAGCUAUCCAAGGUGUUCGUCUUGUAGCCCCACCAAUUAUGAGAAAAGACAAUGUAUCAGCUUGUGCUUCCACAUUAACCCGAAGAAUUGCUACCAAACGACUUCACAUUGAACGAAUGAUUCGAAAACUUAAGAGUUUUGCAAUCCUGAGAAAAUGUCUUCCUCUAACAUUCAAAGGGUAUAUAAGUUCAAUUGUUAAAGUGGUUUCAUCAUUGGUAAAUUUACAACCACCUAUCAUAAAAACCUAA